This is a messenger RNA of Hemicordylus capensis (graceful crag lizard), 2898 nucleotides long. RefSeq names its product nitric oxide synthase trafficking (gene NOSTRIN). The transcript has 15 exons. Lineage: Eukaryota; Metazoa; Chordata; Lepidosauria; Squamata; Cordylidae. Gene Ontology annotation, molecular function: protein binding. Gene Ontology annotation, cellular component: plasma membrane; cytoplasm. The record is from RefSeq and is a predicted model, not a curated record. Bases 84 to 1529 code for a protein of 481 amino acids. Gene Ontology annotation, biological process: signal transduction.
UCGAGCAGGGCGGUUCGUAUGUUCUUAAAAGGUGCCUCAUAGUCCAGCCCUGGCAAAGUCAUUGGCCAUGGGCUAACCUGGAGAUGACCUACGCUAAGGGACUGGGGAAACUGGCCAACAAGCUCACCAAAGUGCUGGACAAAAUGAAAGCCAAUUACAUCUGCAGUGCCUGGCUUUGUGUCUCUGAGGGGAUGAAAUCUGAAUCUGAUUUGCACAGCAACCUUGGCAAAGCCAUUCAGACCGAAGCAAUAAGUCCAACAAACCGCAUCCUGGAGGAACAUGAGAAGAAGAAGAAAGCACUAGAUAAUACAGUUGAGAAGGCAGCAGACGUGGUUGUCAGCAACUGGCGUCAACAAAUAAAGGCCAAGAAGAAGUUAAAGGAGCUUACCAGGGACCAUGAAGCACUCUUCCGUGAUACAGAAAGCUCCCAGCAGUUGGCUUCACCAAAGACCAAAAAAAAGUUGCUCAGAAACCUGGAAAAAUCUGCAACAAAGCUGACCAAGGACGAUGAAGAUUAUUACAAAAAGAACUUAGCUGCCUGUGAAAUGAGGUUAAAAUGGGAAACUGCUUUAGAAAAUUGCCACCAGAAUGUGCUAGAACUCGAAAAGGAGAGGCUCCAUCUUUUGUGCAAUAUGUUAAAUCGCUACAGCCAGCAUCUUUCCAGUUUUGGACAAAACCUAGUUGUGUGCCAUGCAAAGAUUCAGAACACUGUGAGUGAAGCUGAUGCUGAAAAGGAUACCCAGAAGUUGCAGAGAGACAUGUCCGUGACCAUUGCAGAGGACAAAUUGGAGUUCUUGUUAGCAGACUACUAUGAGGAAGAUUCAACAAGUCUAAUUGAAAAAGAGAGGAGACAGGAUUCCAUCAAAGCAAAAGUACUACGUCUGCAAAAGGACUUAGAGAAAGCUCUACAAGACAAAACAGGUCUGGAGCGGAUGCUUAAAGCUUACAUGGACACUCCCCAGUUCUCAGAUGCAAAGAAUCGGAAUGAUAUCACUGAGCACCUCGAUGAGGUGACUCUGAAGGUUAGUCUUUUGCAAGCAAACCACUUCAAGUUGGCAAAUGUGCUAGCAGAAAUUGAACAGAAGCCUAAACCAACAGAACCCUGGAAUGACUAUAUCUCAAAAUGGAAAGAAAAGGACUGCAUGCACAGUUCUGUGCUAAUCCCUUGCCCUGUUAAAGUGAAGCGUUUUGAGCAAGUGGUGAGUGCUGGGGCUGCCAGUGAAGCAGGGACUAACCCAAGCUCUCAACCAGCAACUGUUAGCAAUACAAAGGCAGCAACUUCUUUACAUCCAGAGAACAGCGAUUCAAUUUGUGGCACCUGUAUGUCUUUGUAUGAUUACCAAGCUAAAAGGGAGGAUGAACUCUGCUUAAAAAAAGGUGAUGUGAUUGUAAUCUAUCAGAAAGAAGAGGAUGGAUGGUGGUUUGGAUCUCUAAAUGGGAAAAAGGGCAUUUUUCCAGCUACAUACGUGGAAGAGGUCUCCCCCUCCACUCACCAGACCCCCACCACAGACAAGGAAACUUCCCUUUGAAUGGAACCACCUAAAUAGUCACAGUUGGGAUGGAUCAUAUGUGCAUACCUACUAAUUCUCCUGGAUCUCUCAGCAGUUUUUGAUACCAUUGACAAUAUCUUUUGGAAUACAGUGGUUGUAGAUUGAAAGUUCUGCACUUUGGUGGUUUUGCUCCUACCUGGGUGGCUAAUUCCAGAUGAUGGUGCUAAGGGCCUACUGUUCAGCCUCAAGGGAGGGUGACCAGGAUCCAUCUUGUCCCUCGUGUGUGAACCUCUACUUGAAACCACUGAGUGAGGUGCCACUGAUGACACCCAGCUCCUCUUCUCUUUUUCACUGAAUUGGUAUGUGGGAGCAGGAAUUGACAGGAUGAUGGCCAAUAAACUAGAGUUCAGUCUAAGAUAGAGGUUCUGUACCGAGGUGGUUUGUAUGUUGGGGAAAGUGUUUCGCCUGUUCAAGGCAGAGUUAUGCUCAUCCUAAAGGUUCAAAUUUACAGUGGGGUACCAAUAGAUCCAGUUAUUUCCCUGGAGACUUGAAUGACAUCCAUGACUCACAGCACCUCACCAGCUGCAGCUGCUACAUCAGCUGUGACCCCUUCUGGGCAGAGACAGUAUGGCUCCAACUACCCAUGCUCUGUUAUCUUUAAAAUGAACUAUUUUAGUGUGUGGUAUACUACCAUUGAGGGCUUCUUGGAAACUCCAAUCCAUACAAAACACAGCAGUCAGAUUACUAAAUGGGACUAUUUAUAGGAAGCAUAUGAAAUCAGUGCUCAAACAGCUGCAUGGAUUACUGGUCUGUUUCAGGCACAAUUCAAAGUACUGUUACCUUUCACUAGCUUGGGGCCGAGUUACCUGAACAACCACAUUCUGCCAUGAGUCUGCCCUGCAAUUCAUCAAGCAAGGUCCUCCUCAGAGUCCCUUGGUAGGUGUCCACAUUGAGGGCAUUAAAAAAAAAAGUCAUGGCAUUUUGUAUCUGCAAUGCCCUCUCUAGAGACACUCACCCAGCACCAACCUUGAUGACCUUUUGAUGCCAAUUUGCCCAGCCUUCUAGCAUGCUGAGGACCUGGUUUUGAAUGUAUCUUUUGGAUUUUAUUGUGUAAUUAUGGCUGCUGGAGACUCUUGCCUGAAACCCUGGAGAUGCCGCUGCCAGUCUGUGUAGAUUAUACUGAGCUAGAUGGACAAUUAGUUUGAUUUGGUAUGAGGCAGCUUCCUAUGACUGCAUUGUUAUAGUUACUGACAUGAGAAAAAUUGCUCCUAGUUUUUCUGUUGAAAUUAAGCAUUGAUUAAAGUAGUUCAGUGGGACUAACUUUAAGCAUUUUUCUCAUGUCAGCCAAUGUUUUUUUUAUCUUUGUUGAAGAUUAAUUCAUCUACCAAAUAAAUACAUUACAAUACGG